AUGCGCUCACGUCAGUCUCAUAAAAAAUCAAAGAAUGGUUGUACUGGUUGCAAACAAAGACAUAUUAAGUGUAGCGAAAGCCUACCCAAGUGCCACCGCUGCCAGAAUCGUAACCUCGACUGCCGUUAUCCUCGGCUCAACCCCGGGAAUCUGAAAGCCGAAAGCGAUCACAAUGAAGCAGAGUCAUCCAGUCGAGAAGCAAGCCAAUUUUCUCCGAAUCCCCGCUAUAUUGAGGCGAGGCUAUUACACCAAUACUAUACCAGCACAUCUCACACCAUCUCCAAAACUAGCACCGAGCAACAAAAAUGGCAAGUCCACUAUCCUGGCAUAGCAGUAGCGAAUGGAUUCGUUCUUGAUAGUAUGCUCGCAUUUUCUGCCCUCCACCUCGCAUUCCUGGAAAAAGACCGAAGACAGUCUUGGGCUGAAAUCGCCCUACGCUAUAGUCACAAUGCUUGCUCGGAGUUUUUAAAGGUCGUGGGCAAUAUCUCACCUACAACGAUUGAGCCUGCCUUGACCUGUUCUAUUUUCAUAGUGCUAGUUACAAUCGCCCAGCCUGGCAUUUCUGGCCUCCUAAACUCUUCAAGCCAUUUGGCCGAGAUCUUACGCGUGAUGAAUCUCCUUAAGGGCUGCAGGCUUCUAAUCGACAAAGCAGCAGCUUUCCGUGCGAAGGGUUUCUUGACAAGUGAAUCCAUUUUCAUCGAAGAUACAUCCCGGGAUCUCGUCAGAGACUUCAACAGUGUUCAAAACACAAAUGACAAUGUAGGUCACAUACUGUGUCGACUUGGCUCCAUGGUCCUUGCGCAACUGAGCACACAAGCUAGCAGCUCCCCAGACACCAGCUACCAGAUUUGUAUCCAGGCAUGUGCUGAUCUGAUGGAUCGGGCAAACCAGAUCAAGGAAAAUCAUGAUGAAGCACAGAUAUUUCUAUGGCCUUUCUCGACCAGAGUAGAAUUCAUUAGUUUGCUCGAGGCGAAAGAUCUUAACGCGCGCUUGGUCUUUCUUCUUUACGCCGUGGGAUUGCAUCACAUGAGGGAAUAUUGGUUCAUCAAUGAUACUGGUCAGAAUCUGGCUCGGGAACUCCUGGAACCAUAUAAUUCUCUCCCACUGUCUUGGACAGAGUUUGUCUCAUGCAUACGAGCUGAAUUUGAAUGA
Molecule: messenger RNA, 1152 nt
Organism: Penicillium odoratum
Lineage: Eukaryota; Fungi; Ascomycota; Eurotiomycetes; Eurotiales; Aspergillaceae
Product: Zn(II)2Cys6 transcription factor domain-containing protein
Exons: 2
Coding region: 1-1152 (383 amino acids)
Biological process (GO): regulation of transcription by RNA polymerase II
Molecular function (GO): DNA-binding transcription activator activity, RNA polymerase II-specific; zinc ion binding
Source: RefSeq, a predicted model, not a curated record